AUGGUUUGGUUAGGAGCAUGCUCCAAGGGAUUGACACCAUUGAUCAUUUUGGAUAAGGGGACGGUGUAUCAUCAACGAUACAUCAAUCAAGUGUUACUGGUGGCUUUAAAAUAUGACAACAACGUCUUUGCCAACGAAUGGACGUUCCAGCAGGAUGGUGCCAAGCCACAUACCCAUGUUGCAACUCAAGAAUGGUGCCAGAAUAAUUUCUCAUCAUUUAUAGACAAAGACCAUUGGCCACCAAACUCACCUGAUAUCAAUCUUUUGGACUACUCCAUAUGGGAUGAAUUUGGUCAACAAAUCAACUGGACCAAAGUCCAAUCAAAAAAGACUCUGAUCAAUGAACUAAAACGAGCUGUUAAGCGAAUAAGGGAAUCCGCAGUGUUAGGAAGUUGCCAAGGUUGGACCAACCGCUUGUAUCGCUUGUCAAAUAACAACGGAAAUUAUUUGAAAUAA
Messenger RNA from Rotaria socialis, 456 nucleotides. The record is from the annotation of a GenBank genome assembly. Lineage: Eukaryota; Metazoa; Rotifera; Eurotatoria; Philodinida; Philodinidae.